GGGAGGUGUAGAGUUUGGCCAUGAAGAUACAGCGACAGAAAAAGCUGAAGAAGCGUCUUGAAUUUUUCAAGAAUAAUUUUGGAUUCAACACUCCUUACAGCUUGAUCGUCGACGGAACAUUCUGUUUCGCGGCAUUGUCGCACAAGGUCAAUAUAAGAGAGCAAAUCCCAAAGAUCCUGGAAGAUAAUGUCAAGAUUCUUACUACUCCAUGCAUUGUCACUGAAACAGAAAAGAUGGGUCCUGCACUGUAUGGAGCAUUCACCAUAGUGAAACAGUUUGCCCACCACCAGUGUGGACAUGAUGUUGCUGUCAAUGGAGCGAAGUGUGUUCGCAGCAUGGUGAAGGGAGGCAAUAAGUCUAAGUACGCAGUGGCCACACAGGACCAGGCGCUGCGUGCGCAGCUGCGCACCAUGCCCGGCGUACCGAUCCUCUACCUACACAACUCGGCGCCCACGCUGGAGAAGCCACCGGAGGUCAGCACGGAGCGCGCCGGACGCCGCGAGGCCGACAGGGUGGGCCUGUCGGAGGACCAGCGCCAGACCAUCGCGUCACUGAAGCGGCGCCUGCUCGGCGAGACGGAGCCGACGCUGCGCCGCAGCCGGAAGACGGCGAAGGGCGCCAAUCCGCUGUCCCGGCGCCGGAAGCAGGCCGCACCGGCACCCGAGCCGGCCGAGGAGGCGACGGCCGGCCGCAGCCGGCGCCGCCGGCGGGUCCGGGUCCGCGUGGCGGCGCACGUCAAGGAGGAGUUGGCGCGCCGCCGGUCGCCAACAGUCGGCGGCCCGACGUGA
Molecule: messenger RNA, 788 nt
Organism: Pollicipes pollicipes
Lineage: Eukaryota; Metazoa; Arthropoda; Thecostraca; Pollicipedomorpha; Pollicipedidae
Product: rRNA-processing protein UTP23 homolog
Exons: 5
Coding region: 21-788 (255 amino acids)
Cellular component (GO): small-subunit processome
Source: RefSeq, a predicted model, not a curated record